Molecule: messenger RNA, 2720 nt
Organism: Scaptodrosophila lebanonensis
Lineage: Eukaryota; Metazoa; Arthropoda; Insecta; Diptera; Drosophilidae
Product: nuclear pore complex protein Nup93-1
Exons: 5
Coding region: 1-2466 (821 amino acids)
Biological process (GO): protein import into nucleus; poly(A)+ mRNA export from nucleus
Cellular component (GO): nuclear pore
Molecular function (GO): structural constituent of nuclear pore
Source: RefSeq, a predicted model, not a curated record
AUGGACUAUGCCGAUUUACUGAUUCGGGCUCAGCGCCUGGCAAAUACAACCAGGACGGCUACUGAUAUGCCGCGUGUAGAGUGCUCCACACUUUCGCAAUUUGUUCAAGCCACAGAAGAGAUGCACACUCGACUCACACAAAGCGGCACAAAUGAUCUACAGGCGUACAAAUUCAUGGGCUCGAAGGGCGUUGAUUUGCCAAAACUGAAGCAGAAACUCGAGCAGUUGACCGCACGCAACGUCUUCGAAUCCUUGGAUCCUAUCUACGACAUUGACGUGUGCAACUAUCUUAAGAAUGAGCGUGAGAAUGCCAUGCUUACUGUGAUGGAGGAGUCAAAGCGCAGUGUUUUCGAGGCAGUGGAGAAGCAAAAAUGGCGCAACAUUUAUAGGGAGUGGGGUGAGGAGAAGCAACGCCUGCUUCAUACGCUUGUCGGACCCGAUCAGCAAGAUUUUCCGGACAUGCAUCGCCACACCGUGCCCACAGUACUGCACGAGGAUGCAAAGCCCUACUCACGGCUAAAUAAAAUCGAAUCUUUGUACGCUAAAGAAAUAACCAUCUACAAUGAGAUGAUCAUUCAAGGCGGUUCGCGGCCCAACCUGGUGGCCACAUUCACUGAUCUGUCCCAACAAUUCUUAGAAAAUGAGCAGGUCCAUGAGAUGUGGUCCGUCUUGCGGUACAUGGCCGAUGUGACGCCCUUAUCGCGCAACGUGGAUCCCAUAGCGUCGCGUCAAAAGACUCCCGUCUUUGUCCGGCAGGCGCGCACCUAUCUGGAGCAACGCUACAAAAUCUACAUGAGUACGAUUAUAGAGAAGAAUCUACUAGUGGCACAACGCGGAGGCAUUCCGAAUAUUUAUCAUAUGGUCAGCUCGUUUGUAAGCGUCACCUUUCAGCACCCGCAAACGCUUGUUGGGUUGCUGGAUGUUGCGAAUGGGAAACCCCUUUGGCCGCUGGUUUACUUUAGUUUGCGCAGCGGAGAUUGGCAAGCAGCCAUUCAGUAUCUGAAGGAGUUCUCUUACUGUCCGGAUCUUAUAAAAAUAAUGGCACAGAAGCAACGACCAGAGGAGGAGAUGACAAGCGGCAAGAUCGAAGGUCAGCUUAAGUUGGAGUAUGCUAAAAAGCUGCGUAUGUCAACAGAUCCAUACAAAAAGGCGGUCUAUGCCAUAGUCCUCGCUUGCGAUCCGCAUGAGCCCCAUUCAGAAGUGGUGCGCACCAUCGAUGACUUCUUAUGGUUGCAAUUAUCUGUGCUGCGCACCGACGAUCGACGCGAGUAUAACAUCGAACAGCUGACUUAUGGGGGUCUGCAAACGCUAAUUCUUGAAAAAUACGGUGAGAGCUAUUUUAAUGCACGCGAGAAGGCACCGCUCUACUUCCAAGUGCUAGCGCUCACUGGCCAGUUCGAGUCGGCCAUUGAGUUUUUGGCCCGUACUGACGCAAAUCGUCCUCAUGCCGUCCAUAUGGCCAUCGCUCUCAACGAACUGUGCAUGUUGGGCGCACCCUCGUCCGUACAGACACCGCUCCUAAGCACCGAUCCCAACGAUCCUCAUCCCAUGCGUCGCCUCAAUCUGGCGCGUCUGAUCAUUAUGUACGCUAAAGCCUUUGAGCAGACAGAUACCGCCGAGGCUCUUCAAUAUUACUACCUCCUACGUCACUUCAAGGCCGCCGACGGGCGUAAUCUUAUGAUGGUCUGCGUCUGUGACUUACUCGUCGACAACUGCAACGAGCGCAUGUUGCAGCUUAUAUUUGGGGAGCCUCAAGUGCCGGGCUCCUGGCGUUAUUCGGGCGGCAUCUUUGUGCAGUUCCACACAAUGGAUUACGACAUGUACUCGCUUGCCGGGAUGGUGGGCGAUGAGUUAACGAAUCGUGGCAGCUUCGAGUUGGCCAUACAGCUCUACUUUAUUGCCGGACAGUUCGACAAGGCCAUGCGAGUGGCGUCAUCGAUGCUGUCCCAGGUGGUGCAUCAAGCACCCAAAAAGGGAGGCAUGCGUGAGCGUCUGGCUGGCAUUACGGAGAGACUGAACGCAAUACUGACAACCAAGAAGACAGAAUUGGAGGCCCACAUAGUUGUCACAUACUCGCUGCUGUCCGAACUCUUGACCUUCUUCGACUACUACCAUGAGGGCGAGCAUCGUCUAGCCACCGAAAUUCUGUAUAAGAACAAGCUCACUCCCAGCAACUAUUCCGAAGUGGACGAUUGUGUGAUCAGACUAAAACGUGUGGGGACGGAGGUGAUUAAAGUGCUGCCCGAUGUGUUUCUGGCCGCCAUGAACAUUAUUUAUACCGAAUAUCUGUCGCAGCGGGGCAACGAGACGGGUAGUCCCAAAACUACCAACAAUUCCAAGGAGUCCAUGCUUCAGCACCUACGCGUGCGUGCCAAAGCUUUGACCAACAUGGCAGCCAGCUUGCCAUACCGCAUACCUGCCGAAACAAAUAAGCGGCUGGUUCAAAUGGAAAUCCUCAUGCAUUAGUUAUCAUUCGUUCAAUAUUUGUAUUUUUUAUUAAUAUGCAUUAAGAAAUAUCCGUUGUUUACAUUAAUGUAUGUUUAGUGGCGAUUUUGGAAUAGAUUACUUCAAAGUGUUUACGCAGUGGAUGCUAACAAUUACCAAAAAAACGCUUUCCAUUGCAAUAGUCUGCAGGUGUAGUGUGUUGUUGUUUGUGCGAACAAAUGUUUGUUAAUUGCCACAAUUGAACAUUUACAAAUUAAAAUUUACGUAUAAAUAUA